Molecule: messenger RNA, 2397 nt
Organism: Diospyros lotus (date-plum)
Lineage: Eukaryota; Viridiplantae; Streptophyta; Magnoliopsida; Ericales; Ebenaceae
Product: hypersensitive-induced reaction 1 protein-like
Exons: 6
Coding region: 1179-2054 (291 amino acids)
Source: RefSeq, a predicted model, not a curated record
UCUCUCUCUCUCUCCCUCUCUCUGUCUGUGUAAGUAAAGGGAGUGGGUAUAGUCUGUCCUUAUUCUGGAAUCUGGGUUCCUUGUUUAGUUUAGAGGAUUGCCAAAACUCACCGAUUCUUGGAGGUUCAGUUUAGGGGUUUAUGAUUCUGUUUGUGAGAGUCUCUUCCUGCUCGAGUUUGGUUAAUCUUGAUGUGACCACCCAUAUUUAUAAAUUGGAAGUUAUCAUUUCUUAGAAUUGGAGCGUUUGGGGGUCUGAAUAGAGUGUAUCUCUGCGAUGAUUUUCAUUUUGGUACCUUGUAUAUUGGAUUGAAUGAUGAGGAAAUUGGGGGGGGGGGGGGGGGGGGUUUGGAAAUGACGUUUAAAAUGUUCUUCUUUAAGCUAAUCCUUUGACCUUUGUGAAAUCAACUUAUUUGCAGAAAAGUAAGUGAUUGCGUACAAAAGUGACUCUCUUCCACCUUUUUAUGCCCAAAUUCUCCUGUAUUAGACUCCCUUUGGUAUAUGUCUGUCUAUUAUCAAACAACAACAGCAAACAUAUCAAGUAAUCUUAGCCAUUAUUUUAUUUAUCACUUUACCGUUUGUAAAAGGCCCUUAUAACCGUAUAUAUAAGCAAACAAGAGAAAGAAACUGUUUUCUUCCCUUGUCUGAUAAAACAAGAUGAAUGACACAUGAACUUCAAAUUCCUUAAAUUUCCUUCACUUUAUAAUUAUGUAUUUUUCUGUUCACUUUCCCUUGUGUAAAUGGUAUGAUAAUUGGUGGGUGUGGGGUGGUUGUUUUGACAUAAUUCUUACAUGUAACAAGUGGGUUUUCUGGUGUUUAGGGGGACUAUAAGGAAAUGGGUUUAGCAUUUCAACUUUCCUGGUUCUUCUGCUCAUUUCUUAUCCCUAAAACUGCUUUGACAUAAUUCUUAUACAUUUUCUUGUUCUUGGCAUGUCUGACUUCUGGUUUUGCUAGUAUCCUCGGUCAUGACUUUACUGUAACCCUUAAUCAGUUUUGAUCUUAACCAUAUUCAAGGAAAUGUAUAUUUGAUCUCAUUUAAAGAGCAAUUGACUCAGUGGAACAUUGAGUCAUCCAUGUCUCAUUUAUCUCAGGCGGUAAAUGCAUUGUCUGUGUUAUGAUUUUUUCGUUUUUCCUUUCCUUCUAAAUUCCAUGUUACAAGUUUGUAUGACUGAUUUUUGGGGAUGGCAUCUUCUCUAGAGAACAUGGGUAAUUUACUCUGUUGUGUACAAGUUGAUCAAUCCACAGUUGCCAUUGAGGAGAAGUUUGGUAGGUUUGAGGGUAUACUCAAGCCGGGAUGUCACUGCGUACCUUGGUUCCUUGGCAGUCAGCUAGCUGGUCGCCUCUCUCUCCGGCUGCAGCAGUUGGAUGUUAAUUGUGAGACCAAGACAAAGGACAAUGUAUUUGUGAACGUUGUUGCAUCCGUGCAAUACUAUGCUCUGGCAGAUAAGGCAUGUGACGCUUUCUACAAGCUCACCAACACAAGGACCCAGAUCCAGGCCUAUGUUUAUGACGUAAUCAGAGCAACAGUUCCAAAGCUCAGUCUGGAUGAUGUAUUUGAGCAAAAGAAUGGCAUUGCCAGAGCAGUUGAAGAUGAACUCGAAAAGGCAAUGUCAGCUUAUGGGUACGAGAUUGUGCAGACACUGAUUGUAGAUAUAGAACCCAAUGAGAAUGUAAAGCGGGCAAUGAAUGAAAUCAAUGCUGCGGCAAGGCUGAGGCUGGCUGCUACUGAUAAGGCAGAGGCUGAGAAAAUUCUACAGAUUAAGCGGGCUGAAGGUGAGGCCGAAUCAAAGUACUUGUCGGGAUUGGGCAUCGCUCGCCAACGACAAGCAAUUGUCGAUGGGUUGAGAGAGAGCGUUGUGGGCUUCUCCAUCAAUGUGCCAGGAACUAGUGCAAAGGAUGUUAUGGAUAUGAUCCUUGUCACCCAGUACUUUGACACCAUGAAAGAAAUCGGUGCUUCCUCCAAAUCGUCUGCUGUAUUCGUACCCCAUGCGCCUGGUGCUGUGCACGACGUGGCUGCUCAGAUCCACGAUGGGCUUGUUCAAGCUUCAGAGCAUUGAUCUUCCAGUUUGAUCUCAAGCUAGAUUGAACUCAACAGCCAACUUACAGGAGCACUGACAUUUGAACUGAAGGCCUACAGAAACUAGAGAUUUGGUACCAUGUUUGGCCUUUAGCUGCUAGAUCAAAGGGGAUCCAUGAAUUUCUUCAACUUUCAAAUGGCAUCAGUUAGAUUGGAUCCUGACCAUGUAAGGUCGUAAAUGAGAUGAGUCGUUCGCGAACGACUUGGUGUUCGGGCUAGACAAAAGGGUGUUUGAGUUUGUUCGUUAAGAUAAAUGAACUGAACAUGAGCUUAGUUUUGAAGUUCGAUUUGUAAACGAGUCGAUCUUAAGCUCAGUAAAAUUU